AACACCAAAAAUACAGAGCCCCCUAAACUGAGCUCAUGGUACAAGUAAAAAGCCUUGUCAAAAAUGAUAAUUUGUGGCCUUUUUGCACAACUUUACAACAGUUUAAAGUAAACGGCAAUUUUGGAAAUACCAUGGACUAUUUGGGGCAGUUUACGUGUAGUACUCAUUUAAUGCAAACCAUAACAUGGCACACACAAGUUGUUUAUCUCUCAGUUGUUCUACGAGGGACCACAAUUUACCAAAUUAAUCUGGCUUCAAGUUGAUUUUAUGUUACUUUGAGAAUGAUAACUGGAGAGCAAGAGUAAUUUAUCAGAAAUCGUCAUAAAAUGAAAGGUCAUUCAUUCAUGUUGGCGAAGCAGCCGACACGAACUGUUCACAUGCCGCAAUGGAUUUUGAAAGCUCAAGGUAGUGGAUAGCUUGUAAUUGAGGAGUAAAAGAAACCAAAAUGGCAUCACAACAGGAAAUUAUACUCAAACAAGGAAACCCUUCAAUCUUAAUUCUUUCAAGAAAGCAAUUGUGUCGUCCUUGGAGUAUUGGGACUUGGCAGCCAAGUUCAAUCGUUAUAGAUACAUCUCUCGCUUAUCUAAUCACAAUGUGAUAAUUCCAAGUCACCUGCUUCCAUCUCAGUCUGUUGUCACAAAAGAGAGGAAUGAGAAACAAAGCAGCCUUGUCACAAUGUAAGACUAAUACCCCAUUCACACUAGCAAAACAUGUUUAGUUAAACUGGGUUUAACCCUUUAACUCUCACAUGAGUGACCAAGACAGAAUUUCUUCUUACAAUAUCAAUACAAUAUAAAACAGACAAGUGAUGGGAAUAGAGAAAAAUAUACCAAAUUCUUCAAAAUAACAUCACAAGAAUUGUAUGGCAGACAGUAAGGAGAAUCAGCUAGAGGAUCUUGAGAGUGAAGGGUUACCUAAAUGGAAAUCAAAAGUAGGGAACUGAAAAAACUAAGUUUUCUCUAAGGUUUACUGGCCACUAACUUUUAUUUUCAUGUGCUAAAUUUGAAGUUGACAAACAUGGCCUUAAGCAGCUGCUAUGAAGAAAACGAUUUCAAACCUGUUAAACAAAACAGCUUUUGUGAAUUUAAAGCUUUGUUGUGAAUGGGUUAUGACUAAAUACUUCACCUAGUCUAUAUAAUGAACUACCUCUAACCUAACUAAUAAUGAUAACUGCCUAAUUGUCCUGUUGUAAACAAUGUAUGUAUUUCUUCUACUAAAAGUUUUUUUGGUUUAAGCCCUGUUUCACUAAGGAAAACUGGUUUUGUGCCCCUUAGUCUCUAUUUAACUAUGCUUUAGAAUUUCUAAUGUUGCUUUUGAGGUGAGUGUGGUAUUUUGAAACUGAUGAUUACAAUGCUGAAAUUUACAUUUAUCUGCACUCAAUUUCUGCACUUCUCUGGCAGAACUCACCUUUGUAUGAUUUGAAUUUCAAUAAAUGUAUUUAUUUCCCAGCUUUUCCAUUUGGAACACGAUGAUGGGCACAUCACUGUUGAGCAUGCCAUGGGCUAUCAAUCAGGCUGGAUUUGUUCUGGGUACCAUUCUUGUGAUAGUAAUGGCUGGAAUUAUUUUUUACACCUGCUACUUGAUAAUAAAGUGUUCACAAGAGAAAGUGGAGCAUGGAGAUGUUGUGGAAUUUUCUGCUUUAUGUAGAGAGUAUCUUGGUAAACCUGGAGAGCUCAUUGCAGUAUUGUUUUCAGUGGCACCUCUCGUCAGUGCAGUCAUUGUAUUUUGGGUUUUAAUGAGCAACUUUCUCUUCAACUCUGGAAAAUACAUCCAAGAAAACAUAUUUUCAGUUGCACGAGUGAUCAACUCUUCAACCACUUUGGAAGUGCUUUGCCCAGGUGGCUACAGUGCAGGGGUAACUUCUUCAAAUAGCUCAGUUAUUCAGGAUGAAAAUUCAUUUUGGCAUGUUCAACACACCGUACCAUACUUGUUGAUUGCUGUCUUCUUUCCACUGUGCAGUGUCAGGUCACCAACUUUUUUCACAAAGUUUAAUUCUUUAGGAACCGUGUCAGCCAUCUACAUUAUCAUCUUCACUAUUAUCAAAGCCAGCAUAUGGGGAGUCAACCUGGACUUUAACAAAAUACCAAUGUUCAAGGCUAGUUUUCCUGCCCUAACAGGUUUACUUACUCUGGCCUACUUAAUUCACAACUGUAUUCUAUCAAUAAUGAGGAACCAGGAGAACCCUAAAAAUAACGAACGAGACCUCAGUGUAGCUUUCUGUCUUGUAGCAUUUACAUAUACACUUGUUGGAGUGCUGUUCUUCAUUUCUUUUCCUAGAGAAAAAGAUUGUAUUCAACAGGUUCUUCUUGAUAACUUUCCAGCUGCAGACGUUAUGACAUUUAUAGCUAGGCUCUUUCUUCUGUUUCAACUUACCACCGUGUUUCCUCUGGCCAUGUAUGUCAUACGUGUGCAGUUCAUGUUCUAUUUCUUCAAAAAAACCUAUCCCAGCUAUCUACAUGUGUUUAUCCUAAACUUUGUACUGAUUGGGACCUGUGUAUUAUUUGCUGUGGUCUACCCACAUGUUGGUGACUUUAUCAGGUAUGCGGGAUCAUUAAGUGGAGUGGCCUAUGAUUAUGCACUACCCUGUAUUGUGUACAUAGUGAUACAGAAGCAAAAAGGAAAGCUGUCUUGGCUGAGUGCUGGAUUCCAUUCUAUUAUUGUUUUGCUUGGGUUUGCUAACUUAAUGGCUCAGUUCUUCACUUCUGCUUGAGACUUUACUGAGAAAUUAAGUGGAUAAUGCAUGAAAGUGGUGGCACUCUAGAGGUGGUAAUAAGAAAACUUCAUUUGCCUUGAGUCUAGGUUGUCUUCUUUACCAAAGGUGUUUGAAGUGUUCACAAAUGUUCCUAACUAUAAAUUUACAGGCAAGUUAUGAAUUGGUAAACUUUUUUGUAGCUACUAAGUGUUAAUGACCAACAACUCUGCAUUGGUAGGUCACUAUUACAUAAUGACACAUAACAAACCUAAAAACCAUUUCUAAAUUUUUGCUACCAUGAAGACAUUUAUACCAUCACAAGUGAGGGUUUAAAAUACUUUGCAUCUCAUAGAACAGUGUGAUAGUUAUUAAGAGCACUUUAGAAAAGAUUAAGCAUAAGGUAAAUGUAUUUGCUUGUAAAUAAAAGAUGCUUUUGACAUAUUUUCAGAGUCAUAUCUCUGGAUAAUAUUUGUACUAUGUUAUCAUCAUGAUGUUUCAAUGACAACUUAUUAUCUUGGGUGUGUGUGUGUAUAUAUGUAUAUAUAUUGUAUGCAAUUUACUUAUUUGUUUUUCCUGAUUAUGUUUGAAUGACGUGGCCUUAUUUCCCAAAGACAGGGUCCAAGUUGUUUGUAAGGCAUCAAGCCAAAACCAUUACUUCAUUUUAAUACUUGAGAAAAAUCUUUGAAUUAUUAAGGCAAUUAAGAAGUUUCAGUUUUCAUGUAAUGGAAUAGUUUGAGAGUUACAAUAGUCUGGUGCCUGGGUGUUGAGGUUUAAAAGCAUUUUGUGCUAUUUUCAAUAUAAUUGCCAAAUAGCACUUUACUGGCUUAAUGGGUAUUAAUAGCAGUUACAUGUAUUUGCUUGAUGGCCAGUUUUGUGGAUUCAUUUGUUUUUAAAAUGUGUAUUUAAGAUUUUAUUUCAAAUAAUGGUUGAGCCAUGUAAUGCUUCUGCCCUUACCAAGAAUAUAUUAAAAAAUGUGUGGUUUGA
Messenger RNA from Pocillopora verrucosa, 3676 nucleotides. NCBI's taxonomy places the organism in Eukaryota, Metazoa, Cnidaria, Anthozoa, Scleractinia, Pocilloporidae. The record is from RefSeq and is a predicted model, not a curated record.